Molecule: messenger RNA, 2797 nt
Organism: Pantherophis guttatus
Lineage: Eukaryota; Metazoa; Chordata; Lepidosauria; Squamata; Colubridae
Source: RefSeq, a predicted model, not a curated record
AACGGGCAAAACUUUCUCCGCGUUCAGAAAGCGGGGAAGUUCCAAGCGGAGCGACACCCGUGUCCGCGCGUCUCCAAGUGCGCAGAGAAUCAACCGUAUUCAUAGACCAGGGCAGGUCGCCUCUAACCUUCCAAGAACGAUGUCCAAUUGAUCCGCCUGUCCUAUAGCUGGAAGGAAGAUGUCAGCUACGAAUAAUUUUCUCUCUCUUUGUAUAUUUGCGAUAACCUUUUGGAAUUCAACCGCAGAAAGUGGACUUGUAGCAAACUACUCAAAGAGUUCCCUGUUUACUGUCCCCAAACAUCUGCCAACACAAACCACAGUUCUGGAUCUAUCCAGUAACAGUAUAUCGAAAUUGGAAAGCUCUGAUUUUCGUUCCCUUCCCAACUUGCAAGUGCUAAUUCUGACUCAUAAUUCUAUCACAGAAAUUGAUUUGGGGAUUUUCCAGCACAACGAUGUCUUGGAGCAUCUUGAUGUAUCACACAACACGCUAAGGAGUGUUUCUGGUUUUCCUACUAAAAGCCUCAAGCACGUAGAUCUCGCUUACAACGACUUUUCCGCCAUGCCGCUCUUCACCGAGUUCACCAAAACAACAAAGCUGAACUAUUUUGGAAUUAGCGCUAGAAAACUUUCGAGUGUCGAAGCUCUUGUACAUUUACAAGUGGACACAUUAUUUCUGGGCUUAGAAGAUCUUGAUGGAUAUAAGGCGGGACGCCUUCUGGUGUUCAAUGCAAAGACAGUUCGGAUUGUGCUCCCUCAAAACGUCAACAUUCGCAUCCUCUUGGAUCUGCGGUUCAACGGUACAGAAAGUUUAGAACUUUCUAAGAUCCCAUUGGAGCAAAUGGAAGACUUAGGAACAUUUCUGAGACGGCUGGAUGAAAAAAGCACAUUGCUAAAUCUAACAAUAAUCGAUACGAAGUUGAGUUGGAAAGACCUCAUUGAUGUCUUUAAAGCAGUGGGGAAAUCCAGCAUUAAUCAUUUAACCGUUUCAUAUCCAACCAUUACCGAAUUCAAUGAUGGUGCUUUUAAAAAUGCGGAUCCCGCAUUAAAAAGUGUAACCGUCCAAUAUAUACUUUCCGAUACAACAAGAUUUGACCAAAAUAUUGUGUUCUUAACUUUUUCAAACUUGAAUAUUGACAGCUUGACUGUUUCUGAUGCUGAUAUAUUAUAUAUAUAUUGUCCUGAAACACCCAGUAGAUUUAAGUAUUUAAGUUAUAAAAACAACACAUUGACUGACAACAUGUUACAAGGUUGCAAAAAUUUAACUAUGCUACGAACGCUCAUUUUACAAAAGAAUAGACUUGAAGAUCUUACCAAAGUGAGCUUAAUGACAACUAGCAUGACGUCUCUGAAAUCUAUGGAUGUAAGUCAGAAUCGCUUGUACUACAAAGACAGUGAAAUCAAAUGCAACUGGGGCGAACAUAUAAUUAAACUGAAUUUGUCAUCCAACAAGUUAACAGACUCUGUUUUUAGAUGUUUACCGAACAAUAUCCAAAUGUUGGAUUUACAAAGUAAUCAGAUUUCAGCUGUGCCUAAAGAGAUCAUUGAACUGACUGCUUUAAAGGAGUUAAAUUUGGCUUCUAAUAGACUCAAUGCUUUUCCAGGAUGCGGCAAUUUUAAGAACCUUCAGGCGCUUAACGUAGAGAAUAAUUUUGUUCUUGACCAGUUUUCUGAAUUCUUCCAGACCUGUCAGAAUAUUCGAAGAUUAAAAGCAGGACGUAAUCCCUUCGGGUGCCACUGUGAAUUAAGGCAGCUCAUUAAUCUUCAAAAAGAAGAAUCGGUGGCGUUAGUUGGUUGGCCUGAUAUUUAUAUGUGUGAAUAUCCCAGCGACUUAAGGGGAACUCUCUUAAAAAAUGUCCGUAUUUCUGAACUUCAGUGCAACGUGGCUCUCUUGAUUACAGUCGUUUUAGCGGUUUUGCUGUUUGUAAUAGCUGUCGUUGCCUUCCUCUGCAUCCGCUUCGACGUCCCCUGGUAUUUCAAGAUGCUCUGUCGGUGGAGCCAGGUAAAACAUCGGAUAUGGAAGAAGAAAUCGGAAGAGAUCCCCGAGAGCAUUCAAUACCACGCAUUUGUCUCCUACAGCGAGCAUGAUGCUAACUGGGUCAAAACCGAGCUCAUCCCCAAUCUGGAGAAGGAAGAAGGGUCCUUAAGGAUCUGCCAACACGAGAGGAACUUCAUUCCAGGGAAGAGCAUCAUGGAGAACAUCAUCGACUGCAUCGAGAAAAGUUACAAGUCCAUCUUCGUGCUAUCUCCCAAUUUCGUGCAGAGCGAAUGGUGCCAUUACGAGCUGUAUUUUGCUCAUCACAAGUUGUUCAGCGAAAACGCCGACGGCUUAAUUCUGAUUUUGUUGGAGUCCAUACCGGCCUACAUCAUUCCCGCCAGGUACUACAAACUCAAAGCUCUCAUGGCCAAGAGGACCUAUUUGGAAUGGCCAGAAGACAAGAGAAAGCAUCCAUUUUUCUGGACUAAUCUUAGAGCAGCUCUUCAGAUUAAACUGCCCAAUCCCGAAGAAAUGAAAGAGCUUUAGGUAAGAAUGCUAACAGUUUUAACAGAUUAAACGAGUUGGAACGAUCCAACACAUUGGUGCUCAUCGUUUUUUUUUUUUUUUAAUUUUAAAAUUAAACUUUAUUGUUUAAAUGAAAGAACAUUUAAAAACAUACAAGUUUCUCACAAUUGAGAAACAAAUUUACAUAUACAGUACAUAAACGUCACCUAUUAGCUAAUUUCCAUUAUUCUAUAUAAAUAUAUUAGAUGGAUUAUAUGUACAUAUAUACAAACAUACAAUAAAGUAUUCCCUAUUCUA